AUGCCGGUUAUUUUGAUCGGUGGUGAAAUAAAACUUUGUGAGGUUAUGCAGCUUCAACGGACACCUAGCGUUGUCAAUUCAGAUAAUAAUAAUCAUUAUGAUAAAUUGUUAUUAAAUAAUAUUGCGUGCAAGACAAUGGGAAGUAGGACGAUUAAUUCAACGGUAUUGCAUAAUCGGAGUUUUCUUCAUGGUGAUAUUGUCGUUGUCAGUGAUGAUAAGCAUAAUAACAAAAAUACAAUUGACAGUUUAGCUCUGAGGAGAGCCAGCUUACCACUCCAGUUGGUGCCAAAUGAUAUUGUUUGCAUUGAUAAUAAUACUGAUUUUAUAAGUGACGACAAUGAUUCUUCUGUUUCAUUCUCUGUUUAUGACUCCUCAACUUCAAUUGUUUCCCAACUGGAUUCAAAGGAUGGUGAUGAUUCGUGGGAAAAUAAGACUGAGACAAAGCUAGACCAUAAAUUUACAAUAACACGCCCUAAAAGAUACUGCCCGUCGUCAAAAUUUGGAUCCAACAGUAAUAAAAAAAGGUUCAUUGUUAAACCAAGAUGGAUUUUUACUCGAACUGUUUUACACUAUGUGCCUAAACAUAAACGUACUAGGAAAUUAAUAAAUAAUAUAUUGCCCAUAAGUAAAUACAAAGAUACAAACAAGGAUAAUAAUAAACAAAACAAUAGUAAUAAUAAUAAUAAUAAUAAUAAUAAUAAUAAUAAUAAAUACAAUUGGCCAAAACGUAAUGUGUCAUUACCAUCAAAUUUUGUUCAUGUAGCAGGUGUGAGAAGAUGGUCUUGGUUAGAAAAUGUUGAUGAUAAUUCAAUGCAAAUUAUUAAUCACAAAGAGAAAUGUGCGACUCUAACGUUGAUAAACGAUAAAAGAAAGAAUAGUCUUAUACAAAUGGGUGAUGACGAUGAAUUUAUUUGUAAGAGAAGUUCAUCGGCGGAAACUCUAGUUGGUGAAAAUAUUAAGGAACCUGUUACGAUUUUUAAUAAAAGACAAACAACGGUAUCCAUCACUGGGAGUUCUAGGAGAAAUUCUGACGAACAUCUCGUCAAAACAAACAACGAAUCAGAUGACACGUACGACGAUGUGGGCGUACCAGAAUUAUGUGUAAAUGGAUCAGUGAAUUAUGAAGACGAACAAGUUUAUGAUGAUGUUAUGCUUGUACGUGAUUCUUUGCCAGUUAAAGUACCUACAAUUGAGAAAGAAAAUAGUGGUAGUAGUUGUAGCAGCAGUGGUAGUGGUAAUGAGCAUGACAAGAAUGCCGAUAAAGUUUCAGCGAAUAAAGCGCAAGUCGUAAAUGGAAGAAAUUUUAGAGAAAUUGAGAAAGAAGAAUAUAAAGAAGAACACGAUUUGAUAUAUAUGAGAAAUAAUUAUUCAACAGUAGAUGAGGAUGCUGAUGAUGAGGUUACUGUUUACGAUGAUGUAGGUGUUGUUUUAUGUGAAUCUCGCGUUAAUAGUAUUUAUGCUGGCUCCAUUAAUAUUGGUCAACUAGAUCCGUCGAAAGAAUCUGAGUGGGAGGAUUUGGAUGAAAAUUCAUCUAUAAACGGAUUGUCUAAAAAUCUACGAGCGCUAUUAAGAAAUGCAUCUGAUAAUCAAAAUGCGUGGAGCAAUAAAAAGAAAUCGGGACAAAGACGUACGCGGAAAGUGCGUCGUCAAAGAUCGAAAGCAUCGCGAAAGAAUUCAGCACGCUCGACCAACCGAGUGUCUCGACCGUCCACUGUCUCUGUGGCUGUCAGCCUUGGUACGGGAUCGGUUCUCAUCGUUGGACCAACAGCGAGUGGGGAAGAUACAAAUCCACAGACGUGGAGGGAUUGUGGACCAACGAACCUCAAGGAUGUCAACCAUCUGAAAUGUACCACUCUAGAUCAACUAACAACGACAACUUGUACUUCAUCUUCUACGACUACAACUAAAAAUUUUAAGGGGACAAACAACGCACAAGGAUUGGUCCAGCUUAGAACUGUUGAGAGCGAAGAUGGAGAUGAAGCACUCGUGGACAUCCAGGAGACGUCCUGCUACGUUCUUGAAGGUUUCUUCGAAGGAGAUUCUUCUGCGAAUACGGGCUCAGACGAUUCAAACUACGAGACACUGUAUUCAUUUGAGCCGUAUGAGUCUAAUCAAGUGGAUCCAAUUAAUAGUGGAAGUCAAUUAUUCAAUUCAUCAGACGGUAAAAGUAAUAAAAAUUUAACUGUGGACUUAAUUGAUGAAUCGACGAGAGAACGAAUUAAUUUGAGUGCUCCACUAAGACCGGUACCACCGCCGCCAAGAGAAUCUAGUCUCACUGGGACAUUUGGGAAACGUAUGAAGAUGUUGAAACGUACCUGGAGUAUUACUAAAGGAAGCUUAGGACGCAUGAGAAGAAGAACUUCUGGUUCUAUGGAAACAGACUCAAAUACGGAUGACUUUAAUACCAAAUCCAGUCAAGUGUUUAACUUCAAAAAACAUUUUCAACGUUCCAGUGCGGCAAUGUCAACAUUUUAUCUCGACAACGAUAAUGAUACAAGUGUCAGAAAUAAUAACAAUAAUAAUAAUAAUAAUAAUAGUGCGAGUACCAGUACUAGUUGUGAUGAUAUUUAUGAAAACAGCUAUUGGAUUAAUGCUAAUUACUCAAAACGUGAUGGAAAUGCAGUUGAUGACUACAAUAUAUUAUCGGAAGAACCGCUGUAUCAAUUUUAUGCGGCCUCGACAUUCCGUGGUGCUUUUCAAUCAGAUUCAGACAGUUAUGGUGAUACCGAAGAUUCAUUGCCGUCAGCUUCCGAACUGGAAGCCAAAUUUGAAAUAAUAACUUCUGAAGCAUCAUAUUUAAAUUCUUUGCGAGUAUUAGUUAAUGAGUUUCUGAUAAACCAUGAGCUGGUCUACGAAGCACUGUCAGCAACAGACCGUGAAAAAUUGUUUGGCAGUGUACCGAGUGUUUUGAUAGCAUCGGAAAGACUUUUAGCGGAAUUAGAGAGUGUGUGGCGUGCUGAUCCGAUGUUAAAAGGUCUUCCGGAAGUGUUACUUAAACACGCAGAACGUUGCUCCAAAAUAUACACGGACUAUUGCUCAAAUCAAGUUAGCAUUGACUUGACGUUGAAAGAACUUCGUUCUAAGAAAUCAUCAAAAUUUGUAGAAACCGUUAAUCGAAUAGAGUCCCAUCCAGCUUGUCAGAGUCUGUCGCUUCACUCAUUCCUGAUGUUACCGAUGCAACGAGUCACAAGACUGCCAUUACUCGCCGAUGCGGUGCUGUCGAAACUGUCGACGGAGCAUGAAGAACGGCUCGAUUGGGAAAAAGUUCUGUCUGUACUCGGGCGAGUCGUUACCGAGUGUAAUGAAGGUGCAAGACUCGCCGGAAGACAAAUUGAAAUGGCUUCACUGGCUAAAAAAAUUGAGUACACGACUAAGGUACCGUCUAUUGAUUUGCGUGAUAGGUAUCUGGUACGAAGCGGCCCUGUUACACAGAUACUCGCUAAGCCUGGUACUGAGUAUGUACUGACAUUUAGAAAAAAAUUUCACAAGACACCGCUUUAUCUUUUGCUUAAUCAAGAUGAAGUAUAUUCAGUGAUUGAUUCGUGUAAAAGAAGCCUUAUUGCUCUAGAAAAAGUUCCUGAUGAUUCGCCUUUCGCUGGACGACAUGCGAUGAUUUUAACAUUACUCGACAAUUACUGCAGUCGGCAUGUCGAAUAUAUUUUGUCUUGUCAAAAUGCUACUGAAAGAGAGAGGUGGCUUGAUGCAGUGUCACCGCCAAAACCAAAUUUAGUUGGUGAAACUUUGUAUGAAACAUGGGAUUGUCCACAAGUUAUGGCUUUGUAUUCUUACACUCCAGUACAACCCGAUGAAUUAUCACUUCAACCAGGUGACAUGAUAAACGUUCUCAAAAAGAUGGCUGAUGGGUGGAACCUUGGAGAAAAACUAGUAGGUGGUGAACAAGGCUGGUUUCCUGGUAAUUAUACUAAAGAAGUUGCUUCUGAGCAUGUACGUGCUAAAAAUCUGAGACAGAGACAUCGACUUCUUGCGCUCAGCGAGAGCCUUUUACAGCAGUACGCUAAACAAUCGUGUUGA
Molecule: messenger RNA, 4032 nt
Organism: Cotesia congregata
Lineage: Eukaryota; Metazoa; Arthropoda; Insecta; Hymenoptera; Braconidae
Source: the annotation of a GenBank genome assembly